AUUUCGAGUUUCAAGCGGUUCGCAUGCGUUUGGGGGAGUAGCUAUAUCCGUUCGAUCCGUCGGCUUCCGCGAAUCGUUCCGGCUAACGGACUUUGUGGCGCCAUGGACUCACAUUCUAGUGAUUAAAAUCGGACGAAUAUUGUGUGUGUGCCAAAAGAAUAACGGGAAAUGAGUGCAAAUCUAUUUUAAAUGGUGCGCAAUUAAAGGAAGCAACAAAAGAGAAGAAUACUUGACAAAAUGCAUUUGUGCGAGGUGCGUGUGCAGCCCCAGCGUUUAGCUAACGAAAGCGAAAUCCAAAUUAAAAUUCAAAGUAAAUGUAAAAAUAAAAAGGAAAAGGAAAAUGAAAAUAAAAAUCAAAAUAAAAAUACCAGAGUCAGCGAGAUCAAACGCCGGCACAGAAACAAUCGAAAUGCUGCUGCUGUUGGGGACCGGCUAAAAAUAAUCAAAGUCGAUCGCAGUCGACGGCUGAUUUUCCCACUGCUGCUGCUCCUCACGGGAUUAAAUGGAUUAACACAAGUUGGAGCGCUCAAGGGUGAAAAUCCACGCAUCAUCGAGCAUCCCAUGGACACGACGGUGCCAAAAAAUGAUCCAUUUACGUUUAAUUGCCAAGCCGAGGGCAAUCCAACACCAACCAUUCAAUGGUUUAAGGACGGUCGCGAACUGAAGACGGAUACGGGCUCGCAUCGCAUAAUGCUGCCCGCCGGUGGUUUAUUCUUUCUCAAGGUUAUCCACUCACGUAGAGAGAGCGAUGCGGGCACUUAUUGGUGCCAGGCCAAAAACGAGUUUGGAGUGGCCCGUUCCAGGAAUGCAACGUUGCAAGUGGCAUUUCUGCGCGACGAAUUCCGCUUGGAGCCGGCAAAUACCCGUGUGGCCCAAGGCGAAGUGGCCCUGAUGGAAUGCGGUGCCCCCCGAGGAUCCCCGGAGCCGCAAAUCUCGUGGCGCAAGAACGGACAGACCCUGAAUCUGGUCGGCAACAAGCGGAUUCGCAUUGUGGAUGGCGGCAAUCUGGCCAUCCAGGAGGCACGCCAAUCCGACGAUGGACGGUACCAGUGUGUGGUGAAGAACGUGGUCGGAACCAGGGAAUCGGCCACUGCCUUUCUCAAAGUUCAUGUUCGUCCCUUCCUCAUCCGUGGACCCCAGAAUCAAACGGCUGUCGUGGGCAGCUCGGUGGUCUUCCAGUGCCGCAUUGGAGGCGAUCCCCUGCCAGAUGUCCUCUGGCGACGCACUGCCUCCGGCGGCAAUAUGCCACUGCGUCGUGUGCACGUACUUGAGGACCGCAGUCUGAAGCUGGACGACGUCACGCUGGAGGACAUGGGCGAGUACAGUUGCGAGGCGGACAAUGCGGUGGGCGGCAUCACGGCCACGGGCAUCCUCACCGUUCACGCACCCCCCAAGUUUGUGAUACGCCCCAAGAAUCAACUGGUGGAGAUCGGUGAUGAAGUGCUGUUCGAGUGCCAGGCGAAUGGUCAUCCCCGGCCAACCCUCUACUGGUCGGUUGAGGGCAACAGCUCCCUGCUGCUUCCCGGCUACCGCGAUGGUCGCAUGGAAGUGACCCUGACCCCCGAGGGUCGUUCGGUGCUUUCGAUAGCUCGAUUUGCCCGCGAGGACUCCGGAAAGGUGGUCACUUGCAAUGCCCUCAAUGCCGUGGGCAGUGUCAGCAGUCGAACGGUGGUCAGUGUGGAUACGCAAUUCGAGUUGCCACCGCCGAUUAUCGAGCAGGGUCCGGUGAAUCAAACGCUGCCCGUGAAGUCGAUUGUGGUUCUGCCCUGUCGAACACUGGGCACCCCAGUGCCUGAGGUCUCGUGGUAUCUGGACGGCAUACCCAUCGAUGUGCAGGAGCAUGAGCGACGUAAUGUCUCAGAUGCUGGAGCUCUGACCAUUUCGGAUCUUCAGCGUCACGAGGACGAAGGCCUGUACACCUGUGUGGCCAGCAAUCGAAAUGGCAAAUCCUCGUGGAGCGGCUACCUUCGUCUGGACACUCCCACAAAUCCCAAUAUCAAGUUCUUCCGAGCAGCAGAACUUUCCACCUAUCCUGGACCGCCGGGAAAACCACAAAUGGUGGAAAAGGGCGAGAGCUCGGUGACUCUGAGCUGGACGAGGAGCAACAAGGUGGGUGGCUCCAGUCUGGUGGGCUACGUAAUCGAGAUGUUUGGCAAAAACGAAACGGAUGGCUGGGUGGCUGUGGGCACGCGAGUGCAGAACACAACCUUCACCCAAACUGGAUUGCUGCCGGGUGUGAAUUACUUCUUCCUAAUUCGAGCGGAGAACUCUCAUGGCUUAUCCCUUCCCAGUCCAAUGUCGGAACCCAUUACAGUGGGAACGAGGUACUUCAACAGUGGUCUGGAUCUGAGCGAAGCUCGAGCCAGUUUGUUAUCCGGAGACGUUGUGGAGCUAAGCAACGCCAGUGUGGUGGACUCCACCAGCAUGAAGCUCACCUGGCAGAUCAUCAACGGCAAAUACGUCGAGGGUUUCUAUGUCUAUGCGAGACAGUUGCCAAAUCCAAUAGUCAACAAUCCGGCGCCCGUUACGACCAAUGUCAAUCCGCUGCUGGGCUCCGCAUCCGCAUCCGCUUCGGCAUCCGCAUUGAUUUCGACAAAGCCAAAUAUUGCCGCUGCCGGCAAACGUGAUGGGGAAACAUCGAGUCAAAGUGGCGGAGUAUCAUCCCCACCACUGAGCACCAAGUACCGCAUGCUGACGAUUCUAAAUGGAGGUGGCGCCUCAUCCUGCACCAUCACCGGUCUCGUCCAGUACACGCUGUAUGAAUUUUUCAUCGUGCCGUUCUACAAAUCCGUCGAGGGCAAGCCUUCGAAUUCGCGCAUCGCCCGCACCCUUGAAGAUGUUCCCACUGAGGCACCAUAUGGAAUGGAGGCUCUGCUGCUUAAUUCCUCAGCGGUGUUCCUCAAAUGGAAGGCACCCGAACUUAAGGAUCGGCAUGGCAUUCUCUUGAACUAUCAUGUUAUAGUGCGAGGCAUAGACACUGCCCACAAUUUCUCUCGAAUUUUAACGAACGUCACCAUCGAUGCCGCUUCGCCUACUUUGGUCUUGGCCAAUCUCACCGAAGGCGUCAUGUACACGGUGGGCGUGGCAGCCGGAAAUAAUGCCGGAAUCGGUCCUUACUGUGUCCCAGCCACUUUGCGUUUGGAUCCCAUCACCAAGCGGCUCGAUCCGUUCAUCAAUCAGCGAUAUCCCAUCAAUCAGGACCAUGUUAACGAUGUGCUGACACAGCCCUGGUUCAUAAUACUCCUGGGCGCCAUCCUGGCCAUCCUUAUGCUGUCCUUUGGCGCAAUGGUCUUUGUAAAGCGCAAACACAUGAUGAUGAAGCAGUCGGCCCUAAAUACCAUGCGUGGCAAUCACACGAGCGACGUGCUUAAAAUGCCGAGUCUAUCGACUCGCAAUGGAAACGGCUACUGGCUGGACUCCUCCACCGGCGGAAUGGUGUGGCGUCCCUCGCCCGGCGGCGAUUCGCUGGAGAUGCAAAAGGAUCACAUCGCGGACUAUGCUCCCGUUUGCGGUGCCCCGGGUUCUCCCACCACCGGCGGUACUGGUGGUGCCGGUUCCGGUGGUUCCGGCGGAUCCGGCGGUGCGGGCAGUGGUGCCAGCGGCGGCGAUGACAUUCACGGAGGACACGGCAGCGAACGCAAUCAGCAGCGGUACGUGGGCGAGUACUCCAACAUACCCACUGACUAUGCGGAAGUGUCCAGUUUUGGCAAGGCCCCCAGUGAAUAUGGGCGGCACGGCAAUGCCUCACCGGCGCCCUAUGCCACCUCUUCGAUUUUGACGCCCCACCAGCAGCAUCAGCAGCAACAGCAGCAACAGCAACAGCAACAGCAAUCGCGUUAUCAACAGCGACCAGUAGUGGCCGGUUAUGGCCUGCAACGUCCCAUGCAUCCGCACUACCAACAGCAACAGCAACAGCAGCAGCAGCAACAGCAGGCACACCAGCAACAUCAGCAGCACCAGCAACUACCCCCGAGCAAUAUCUAUCAGCAAAUGUCCACCACCAGCGAGAUAUAUCCCACGAAUGUGGGUCCGCCACGCUCCGUUUACUCGGAGCAGUAUUAUUACCCGAAGGAUAAGCAGCGACAUAUUCACAUAACCGAGAAUAAGUUGAGCAAUUGUCAUACCUACGAGGCAGCUCCUGGAGCCAAGCAAUCCUCGCCCAUUUCCUCGCAGUUUGCCAGUGUGCGACGACAGCAAUUGCCGCCAAAUUGCAGCAUUGGCAGGGAUAGUGCCCGUUUCAAGGUGCUCAAUACGGAUCAGGUCAAGAACCAGCAGAAUCUCCUCGAUCUCGAUGGUUCGUCCCUAUGCUACAAUGGUCUGGCGGACUCGGGCUGUGGCGGUUCGCCAUCGCCCAUGGCCAUGUUGAUGUCGCAUGAGGAUGAACAUGCUCUGUACCACACGGCGGAUGGAGAUUUGGAUGAUAUGGAGCGGUUGUACGUGAAGGUGGAUGAGCAACAGCCGCCAUUGCAGCAGCAACAACUUAUACCCCUCGUGCCACAACAUCCUGGCGAGGGACAUCUGCAAUCCUGGCGAAACCAGAGCACACGGGGCAGUCGAAAGAACGGCAUCCAGGAGUCCAUCAAGGAGCCAAACGAGCUGAUCUAUGCCCCGGGAAGUGUGGCCAGCGAAAGGAGUUUGCUGAGCAAUUCGGGCAGCGGCACCAGCAGUCAGCCAGCUGGCCACAAUGUCUGACCUUUGCCCUCUGGUUCAGCAUCCUUGGGCCAAUCUCAAUCGAAACCGCACUCACAAUCACAAUCACAAUCCCAAUCCCAGAGCGAUUUGCACUCACAGGAGCA
Drosophila elegans is the source of this 4796-nucleotide messenger RNA. RefSeq names its product roundabout homolog 2. The record is from RefSeq and is a predicted model, not a curated record. Gene Ontology annotation, biological process: cell-cell adhesion; axon guidance. Lineage: Eukaryota; Metazoa; Arthropoda; Insecta; Diptera; Drosophilidae. The transcript has 14 exons. Gene Ontology annotation, cellular component: axon; plasma membrane. The coding region runs from base 238 to 4692 and encodes 1484 amino acids. Gene Ontology annotation, molecular function: protein binding.